Molecule: messenger RNA, 3316 nt
Organism: Anneissia japonica
Lineage: Eukaryota; Metazoa; Echinodermata; Crinoidea; Comatulida; Comatulidae
Product: HORMA domain-containing protein 1-like
Exons: 19
Coding region: 165-1985 (606 amino acids)
Source: RefSeq, a predicted model, not a curated record
CUGCAGACGACAGAAUCUGGGCAGGCGCUUAGCCUAGAAAGAAAACCUUCUUACGGAAAUCGUAUGCUGUGGCUUGAAAAUUAAUUCGUGGGAAAAAAUUUGGCUAUGAGAGGUGGACCCCAAUAAUCAUCAUUAUCAGUACUGCUGUUUUAUAAGUAUCAACAAUGGCAGUAGCGACAGCAUUUAAGCCUGAGGUAAAGGCUGGUGAGUGGUCAAAAAUGUUCCCUUCCAAGCAAGUUUCUGAAACACAGUCAGCUCUAUUUGUUAAGAAACUAUUAGCAGUGGCGGUUUCUAACAUCACAUACCUGAGAGCUAUUUUUCCCGAGCAUGCAUAUGGUGACCGAUGCCUAGAAGAUAUAAAACUGAAGGUGCUCCGAGAUGACAGCUCAUGCCCUGGGGCUUGUCAGGUCAUUCAGUGGGUCAAAGGUUGCUUUGAUGCUCUUGACAAAAAAUAUCUAAAAACAAUAGUCAUUGGGAUAUAUGUUGAUCCAAAUCAUCCUGAGACUGUAAUUGAAUCAUAUACAUUUAAGUUCAGUUAUAAUGAUGAUGGACCAAGUAUCAAUGUUUACAGAAAUAACAAAAAAGUAACAGGAGCGAAAACUGAGGAAGAGACCAAAAAAGCUACCAUUCGACUUCUGAGAACUAUCAUAGUGCUUACACAGUCUCUGAAAUCGCUCCCUGAUGAUGUCAUGAUGACAAUGAAGUUGUUCUUCUAUGAUGAUGUUACUCCAAGCGAGUACCAACCACCAGGCUUUCAAGCAGGCAGUGCUGAUGCCUUCAGAUUUGAGGAGGAACCCAUAAACAUCAGAGUUGGAGAUGUUGCAACGUCUUUCCAUACCGUCAAAUUACGUAUCAAGACAGAUGGAAAGCAGUUUGAAAUGAAAGACAAUGAAGAAGAGGAUGAGAAUGCUAAUGUAGUGAAGGGACAGUUGGAAGAUGCUAAGACGGAUUGUCAACAAGACGAACAACAAGCUAUGGAUGUUGAGGAAAGUAUCAUGGAUGAAACAAAAACAUCAGAAAUAGAGCACCCAGUUGAAUGUGAUGGUGUGCCGGAGGGAAGUCCAGCUGUUCCUGGUAAACGCAAAGAUGCUACCUCUCCAUCUGGCUCUGAAAUCUAUGAAUCGGCUUUGGAAGAUGCCCCUGUACGGUGUCCAUGUGAAAGCAAUGAGGAUGAUGGGUUGAUGAUACAGUGUGAGUCAUGUAAGUCUUGGCAGCAUGCUGUGUGCUUUGCAGUUAUUGAUGAGGAUCAAGCGCCAGAAAAGCAUCUCUGCAAUCUCUGUGUCAAUGUUAAUGAUCCAAACAGUCUAAAGCUCACUGACCCGUACCUGGUUGGCCAGUCACCUAUCAUUGUCCAGUCAACCUGUCUCUGGCGUAGGACAUUGUUAUCAGCUGUAGAGAUGGGUCGUAUGCUUGCUCCUGCCUUAGCGAAGAGACUUGAUGUGGAAAUUACUGUUGCUCAAGGCCUGAUAAACCGCUUGGAAAUUGAAGGUUAUUGUAAGAAUGCGGAGAAGGGUAAAAGACUUGGAAAAAUAAUGGACAAACAGAAGCUGAGAGAGGACGCUUUCAAGAAGUACUUCACUAGAGGACAGUCGCUGAAUUCAAAGGAUGCUGGUACCGAUCAUCAAAAUGGUGAGGCACCACUUAAAGACCGACGUCGUGAGGCGAAAAAUCAGGUUGAGCUGUUGGCUCAAAGAACAGAAGAAAUUGAACUUACAGAAAGGAGAAUGACUAGAUCACAGAGGAAUUCAUUUGAAUUGUCUCAAAAAACUGACCUGUCACAUAUCAGGGAAGAUAAGGUUCGUCACAGUCCAAGGUUGAAGAAUAGCCAAACUUCUAGUGACCGGAAGCGCCCUCGUAAGGUUGCUGUAUCGGUAGACAAUCAAAACGAAUUUGAACUAUGUAAUAGCCAGGACAUGGAACAAGUUGUAAAUCCAGGUAGAAAACGACGAAAAGCAAGCAUUGCAAAGAAGUCUGUGGCAGUUUAAUGAUGCUCACCCUACAGGUUUUACAGAGGUCAGCGACAGGUUAAUCAUAGUACCCCCAAAUACAUCUGUAAGUGAUAUGCUUGCAUAUUGUUACAAUGGGUUUUUCAAAUGUAAAUAUGUUUAUUCUUGUUGAUGAAAUUUCUGAAGUUUAUAAUAAAUUUUACAUUAAAAAAAUAUAUAUUAUAUAAAAAUGUUAUUUAUUUGAAAACAUUAUGAAGUCAAUUUCAUGAUUGAUAUUUCAGAAUGACAAUUCAAUCAAUAUCUUCUACAGUGUGUACCGUACUGAACAUAAAAUUGAAAUACAGAUAAUAUAUAUGCAGUAGUCAAGUGAUAUUCUCAUGAAUGCAUCCGUUUUUAUUAUGAAGUAUUUUCAUAGAAGUAUUUAUGAAAGUUUUUAUUAAGCUUGUUAGCAUGUUUUUAAAAAUUGAAUUCUGAUCUCUUUUUUUUUUCCUUUUUUUUUUUUGCACUGAAUUUAAUACAAAUAUAUUGUUUUGUCAUGUUUUUGCAGAUCGCUCAUUCAACCUACCUCUCUGGGUUACUUUUAAGACUACAAUACAAUAUUUUUCAAUAAGUAACCCUUUUUAUAUUCAAAUAUAAAGAAUUAUUCAGUCAGUUACUACCAUUACAAAUUAUGGUGCACAUAUAAAGCCUAAAGCAAACUGGUGGCUAAGUGUGGACUGUUGUAAAUCAGCUUUUAACUUACCUAAGCCUCUACCCCAACAUGCAUUUCAGUAUUAAUGUAGUAAGUAAAAUUUAAUUCCUUGAUAUGUUGAGUGGCAUAUUUAGAUUUUUCAUGGUGAGUUUUAUUUAUUAUUUACUUCCUUUAUCAAAGAUGUUCUCUUUUUGGUAAAACAUUAUGCUUUCAUUUUUUACUCUUUUUUUUUAUGUAACUAAAAUGUUAGAAAAGGGAACGCACACAGUGUGGCUUUAUAAUCAGCCCUUUGACAGACAGUUGUUGACAUUCUGAUAUUUAAACUUAAUUCCUGUUGUCAGAUGUUAGGUUAUCAUUCCCUGAAGAUAUAAACAAAAAAAUUAAUGUUAACAUCUACCCACCUGUUUUUGAAAUUACACUCUGUUGCAUGCUACUAUUAUUAGUACAAACUAUGUAAUAAUAUAUUUAACUUGGCACAAUGUACCUUGUAGCUAAGCCCCACCCCCUUUGAUAUUCUCUAGUUAAGGUUCAGCAAAAUGACAACGUGAACAUAUGUAAAUAAGCGCUUGUACAACAUAUGCCUGUUCUGAUUGGUUAAGUGUUCUGUUUGAUUGACACUCCAGAAAGUUCCAUUAUGUAAUUAUUUUUUUUUAGGUCUCAACAAUAAAUUUGGUAAACA